Molecule: messenger RNA, 2165 nt
Organism: Coregonus clupeaformis (lake whitefish)
Lineage: Eukaryota; Metazoa; Chordata; Actinopteri; Salmoniformes; Salmonidae
Product: ran-specific GTPase-activating protein-like
Exons: 6
Coding region: 113-751 (212 amino acids)
Biological process (GO): nucleocytoplasmic transport; positive regulation of mitotic centrosome separation
Cellular component (GO): cytoplasm; centrosome; nuclear pore
Molecular function (GO): GTPase activator activity
Source: RefSeq, a predicted model, not a curated record
GCGAAUAGGACAUUUCGGCGCGCGAAAUCUACAGCAGGAAGAGAGGAACGGCGAGUUUUUGGUUUUGAAUCAAUCUAACUAAAUUCCAUAAUCUACAAACAUCUACAUUAACAUGGCAGAUCCGAAGGAAACACCAGAAGAGCAGGAGACUUCAACAGACAAUGUAGAAGAAUCAAACCACGAUCCCCAUUAUGAGCCCAUCGUGUCUCUUCCAGAGCAGGAUGUGAAGACGCUAGAGGAGGACGAGGAGGAACUGUUCAAAAUGCGGGCGAAGCUCUACCGCUUUGCCUCUGAGAACGACCCACCAGAGUGGAAGGAGCGAGGCACAGGCGACGUCAAGCUCCUGAAACACAAAGAGAAGGGCACCAUCCGCCUGUUGAUGAGGCGAGACCGGACCUUAAAGAUCUGUGCCAAUCACAACAUUUUCCCUGUGAUGGAGUUGAAGCCCAACGCCGGCAGCGACAGGGCAUGGGUAUGGAACACACUUGCCGACUUCGCUGAUGAGCAUCCCAAACCUGAACUCCUGGCAAUCCGUUUCCUCAAUGCAGAAAAUGCUCAGAAAUUUAAGGUGAAGUUCGAUGAAUGCAAGGAGGAAGUCCAAAAAUCUCAAGACGGAUCAGGAGAAAACACUGACAGUGCAAACAAAGUGGCAGAGAAACUGGAGGAACUAUCUGUAAAAGACGACAAGACCAAGACAGAGGAUAAGAGGGAGGAGAAAAAGGAGAAAGCGGCAGCAGAAGAGAAGAAAUGAAACCAAGAACUUGCUUUACUGAUCUUCAACUUGUCAUUUUCCUCUUUUUCUACAAUAGACUCUAAAGAAACUGAAUUUGGACACUUGCAUAUUGAUUUAUUUAGUUUUUUUAAACGAUUUGUUUACCUCGAGAGAUCACAAGACCUUGGUGCCGCAAAAAUAUUAUCCAUUCAUUAAAAUGUGCCCCUCCCCACCCGCCCUGUCCUUUUUCCAUCAUGGAAAACAAGUUGUCUGUUCUGCUCAUCUGUCACUCAUACUCAUUUCAGACAGAUGUGGUGUAUUACCUGUAAAAAAAAAUAUAUACAUAUAAGGCUCAUGUUUUAUAUGAACCCCUUUCAAACUGCCCCUUUAUUUACCACUUUCAAAUUGAAACGGGUGGUGGGUGUUAAUCCAUGUGGGCUGUUUGCAUUUCAAAUUAGGGAGGUAUUAAACAAUGGAAGUGUUAUUGUAUUUACCUGCAAAAAAGCAGAGCACCACUGGGUGGAUUCGAUUAUGCUUGGCUGGGGGGCACCAGUCUAUGGCCCGUGACGUGAAUGGGCAAAAGCGGUGAGGGAGAAGCGCCCUUCUCAAAUAUAACAGUAAUCUGUGAUGUUGUCAACAAGGAAGCAUGGUGUAUCGUCCAGAAACGUUUAUUUUUCCAUAAAAUGUUAGAAUUUUCUAACUAGAUUUAAUUGGGAAGGCAGGUAACUAAUCACAUUUGCAUGUGAAAACAGAAUCCUACUCAUUACGCCAUGUGCUUAAUUACGUCACUUUUGUUUUGAGCUGGCUUUCACCUGGUGCAAAACACACCUACUCUCAUUCACACAGAUCCGAUACCUGUAUUUUGGUUACAGCAGGGUUUCCCAAAUUCUGUCCUCUGGACCCCAAGGGGUGCACGUUUUUGUCCUAGCACUACAAAGCUGAUUCAACUCAACUAAUCAUCAAGCUUUGAAUCAGCUGUGUAGUGUUAGGGCAAACACCAAAAUGUGUGCCCUUGGGGUCUGGAGGACCGAGUUUGGGAAAUGCUGGGUUAUAGGGACUGUGAAAAUGCAGGAAUCAUGACCAGGUCUUUAGGUGGCUUUUCAUUUGCCAUAUUUUUUACCCCUACCCCUUUCAGAUAUACCAAAAAGCAGGUAAAAAUAAGCAGUUGUGGUACAUUAAUGGGGUCUUUGUAUAUGAAAGGGGUAUCAGUGUCAACUUGGCAUACUGUGAAAUGAGGCUUGUGAUAUUGGUAAUUCCCACAUUGGGUAAGUCUUUUGUUAUUCAGAAGAAAAGUUAGCUUAUAGGGAAGAGGACUGCUUGUUAGCACCACAAGUAUGGAAAACGGGCAGUGAGGAGCGGUCAUGUCUUGGCACGAAUCUCAAUAUGGAGGCAUCCUCUCUUUGUAUCCUCUCCUUCAUCUUUACAGAUCUUAAUACAGGCAAAGGGAAAGCAA